Molecule: messenger RNA, 1779 nt
Organism: Rhizophagus irregularis DAOM 181602=DAOM 197198
Lineage: Eukaryota; Fungi; Glomeromycota; Glomeromycetes; Glomerales; Glomeraceae
Source: RefSeq, a predicted model, not a curated record
AUGAAGGAAAUUAAUUUUGAUUGUUUAAUACAUAUUAUUAAUGAACUACGAAAUGAUAAGAAAACAUUAUACACAUGUCUUUUGAUCAAUAAAAUCUGGAGUAAUAUCGUAAUACCAAUAUUAUGGAAGUAUCAUUCAUGGAAUAUUUAUAAUAAUGAAUCAAAAAUAAAACUUUAUAAUAUAAUAUUAUCAUUUUUAUCAUUAAAAACAAGAAAUAAUUUAUUAAAUAAUGAAAUUAAAUUACCUUCUUCAAUAUUAAAAUUAAAAACUCCAUUAUUUAAUUAUUUAAAUUAUUGUGAAUUUCCUGAACCUGAAGAUAUUAAAGAUAUUAUUAUAAGAAUGAUUUUAAGUAAUAAAAUUAUUAUUAAUAAUGAUGAUGAUAAAAAAUAUUAUUUAUUAGAACAAGAAAUUUAUAAAUUAUUCGUUAAUAAUUGUAAAGAUAUUAAAAAUUUAAUAUGGAAAACUUAUCAACCUUUAUCAUUAUUUCCUGGAGCUAUAAAUUGUUUUUCUAAACUUUAUAGUUUAUCUAUUGAUCCUGAUAAUAUAAAUUCUAAUUCUAUUUAUGAAAUGUCAAAAAUUUGUAAAAAUUUAAAUAUAUUAUCAAUUUAUAAUUGUUCAAAGGAUCAUCAUGGAUUAAUUUCUUUGAUUGACGUUCAAAAAAAUUUAGAAAAAUUAAAUAUUUAUCAUAAUGAUAUUAAUAAGAAAGGAAAUUGUCAAGAAUUAAGUAAAGCAUUAGCAAGAAAAGGUGAUACUAUAAAUGAAAUUCAUUUAGAUUUAUUUAAUAAUAUUCCUUCUUCAUUUAUGAUUUCUUUAAAUAAUUUAAAACGUAUUGAUAUUUUUAAUCAAGAUAUAAGAGAGGAGGAGAUUAAUAUUAAUGAAUUUCAACAAUAUCUUGCAAUUUCAAAAUUUCCUAAAUUGGAAUUUUUUAAUGUUAAAGGACUUUUAUGCUUUAAAGAAUUUUCACUAUUAAUUAAAGGGACAAGAGGAAAUCUUUCACAUCUUUUAAUUGAUAUUAAAACGGAUGAAUUUAUUAUUAAAAAUACUGGAAUGUUAAUUAAUGAAAUUUCUAAUAAUUGUCCAAAUAUUAAAAUAUUAUAUACUUUUAUUGAAUCAAAAGAUUUUAUUCAUAUAAAAUCUUUAUUAUUAAAUUGUAAAAAAUUACAAGAUAUAAGAUUUUAUAAUUUAAAUAAUUUUAUUGAAGAUUAUUAUCAUAAUGAUAAUAUAGGUGAUGAAUUAUUAAAUAUUUUAUCAAAUAAUAAUAAUGAUUUAUUUUCUUUAAAUCAUCUUUUUAUUAGUGAAGAUUGGGGUUAUUCUAUUGAUGCUCUUGAAAGAUUUUUUCAAAGUUUUAAAGAAAAAAAUUUGAUUUCUUUUAAUAUUAUACAUAAUAGAAAUUUUUAUAUUACUGAUGAUCAUAAAGAAAUUAUUAGAAAAUAUAUUAAUGAAGGUGUAAUCCGUUAUUCCAAUUAUAUGUAAUAUCUUCGUUUUUUUUUUGGUUUUACGAUAAACGAAAAUAUAUUGAUACUGGAUCACGGGAACAUAUAUCGAUAUACGUAAUUAUGGUCACGUGGAAAUUUAUUUUUUACAUACAAAAUCAUUCAUUUGAUCAUUUCUUUAUUCGAUGAAAUUAGCAGAAUUAUUAGUAUUAUCAUACGUUAUUAUGGAUUAAUAUUUUCAUUCCGGACUAAUAAUUGCAACAAUAGCUCCAUUUUUUUUACGCUUCGGCCUGUCAUUUUCGAAAGUUAUAUAAUAGUCAUAUACGAAAUUACGAAUAAUACCCAU